Molecule: messenger RNA, 3203 nt
Organism: Monopterus albus (swamp eel)
Lineage: Eukaryota; Metazoa; Chordata; Actinopteri; Synbranchiformes; Synbranchidae
Gene: gopc
Product: golgi-associated PDZ and coiled-coil motif containing
Exons: 9
Coding region: 263-1585 (440 amino acids)
Biological process (GO): negative regulation of protein localization to cell surface
Cellular component (GO): membrane; trans-Golgi network transport vesicle; Golgi apparatus
Molecular function (GO): transmembrane transporter binding
Source: RefSeq, a predicted model, not a curated record
UUCUCGGGCAGACUGUAGUAGAUCCAUCCCAGAUGGAAUCGUCAGGCUAGCGUUAAUGUAGAACUUCCUGGUCAGACUGUGGUUACACAAGACUUAGACAACGCAGUUAGUCGAUACUUUUAUGUGUUAAUGCACUACGCAGUUUAAUUUUCAAGUUAUUUUGCAGUGGUCAGCAGAGAGGGAAGUCAUUUACAUUAGGUACUCUCAAUAAAAGUUAGCUUGUGAGCUAAAACCAUCGUUAAGGCUCUGUUGUGCUCUAGUCAUGUCCGUUUCGGCUGGAUGCUCCCCGUCGGGCCUUGGUCCCGGUAUGUCCAUGUUUCGUUGGCUGGAAGUGCUGGAGAAAGAGUUUGACAAGGCCUUCGUAGAUGUGGAUCUGCUGCUCGGAGAAAUAGAUCCAGAUCAAGUCGAUAUUACAUACGAGGGUCGGCAGAAGAUGACCAGCCUAAGCUCUUGUUUUGCUCAGCUGUGUCACAAAACCCAGACGGUUUUCCAACUCAACCAUAAACUAGAGGCUCAGCUGGUGGACUUGCGUUCUGAGCUGACUGAGGCUAAGGCUGAGCGGACAGUGUUAGAAAGGGAGGUCCAUGACCAGCUGCUACAGCUUCAUGCUCUCCAGCUGCAGCUUCAUGCCAAGCAAGGCCAGGAUGAGGACUCUGACACCAUCAAAGUUAGAAUGCCUGUUCCAUCGCCAGAAGAGAUGGAACAGGAGCUUGAAGCCAGUAAGAAGGAGAAGUUAGCAGAGGCACGACUGGAGGCAGAAGUGAGACUAUAUAAAAAAGAAAAUGAGGCCCUACGCAGGCACAUGGCAGUGUUGCAGGCUGAAGUGUACGGAGCCAGACUCGCUGCCAAAUACUUGGACAAGGAACUGGCUGGCAGAGUUCAGCAGAUCCAGUUACUGGGUCGUGACAUGAAAGGGCCAGCACAUGAUAAGCUGUGGAACCAACUGGAAGCAGAGAUUCAUCUCCACCGCCAUAAGACUGUCAUCAGAGCAUGUAGAGGACGCAAUGAUCCUAAGAAACCGCUUCCCUCUCCAGUGGGGCAUGACUCAGACAUGUUGAAGAAGACCCAGGGAGUAGGUCCUAUCAGAAAGGUGGUGCUAGUCAAAGAUGAUCACGAGGGCCUGGGAAUCUCCAUUACAGGUGGGAAGGAGCAUGGCGUUCCCAUUCUAAUUUCAGAGAUCCAUCCAAGUCAGCCUGCAGACAGAUGUGGAGGUCUGCAUGUCGGAGAUGCCAUUCUCGCUGUCAACAGCAUCAAUUUGAGAGAUGCCAAACACAAGGAAGCUGUCACCAUUCUGUCCCAGCAGCAAGGGCAGAUAGAGUUUGAGGUGGUGUACGUGGCUCCAGAGGUGGACAGUGAUGAUGAGAAUGUGGAGUACGAAGAUGACACUGGCCAUCGCUACCGACUCUACCUGGAUGAACUGGAUGACAGCAGUGCUGCUCCGCUUAGCAACAGCUCAGCAUCGCUUCAAGCUGUGGAGAAGAUGUCACUGAGAAAUGGACCAGAGAAUGGAGAUACUGGGACCUCAAGUGAGACGCCUUUGGAGGAAACCCCAUCGAAGCCUUCUCAGUCUGACUGCUCCUCCUAGAGGCUCAGCCAAGCAAUCUCUCUCAAAGAACUGAGUCAAAAAAAUUCUGACAACCUAGGGAGAAAGGAAAAUGAACAAACUGUCUGUUUUCUCUCUUUUUUUGUUUUUAUCUCUUGGCAUUCUGGGGCGGUGGGACUUGGGUGUUAGCCAGGGCAUGUGGCAAUGAUUUGAAGUAAAAAUACAUGUUUAAAGAAGCAGAGAUGUAAAUAGAGGAGGAAACGGUGUAUGAUUUGGGGGCUAUUUUAUUAAGAUAUUUAUGAGAACUGGCAGUCAAAUGUGAGAAAACAGAAGGCAGAUGUCAUGGAGCUGUCAUGGAAGCACAGUGACAUCAGGGAGAGCUUACUCAUUGAAAAAACACUCAUGUAGAGUGUUUUGCUUCUCUUAAUAUAGUUAUUCAUCUGGUCUUGACAACAUUGAAAAGAUUUUAUUUUCUUAUAGGGACCCUGGGAGAGGCCAGGAGAAUAUCUCAAAGUGGAAGUUAAUGAAGAAAUUUUUUUUUAAUGACUUUUACAAAAAAGAGAAUAAACCUGUUAAUCUUCUUAGAUGUAAUUGAUCAUUGUAGCUAACAAGGCAAGGUCAUUCAUGCUCAUUCAAAUGAUGAUGUUCAAUAAAAAUGUCAAAUUGAAGACCCUGUGAAAUAAAUAUCAAAUGGAGAAAUACUUAAAAUUCUUGCCUUGCCUUGUCGUCACUAGUACAUGGUCUUUAAGCAAGUCAGGUAGGUAGAUGAUCUGAAAUAUCCAGGAUCUAAUAUUUUAACUACAUGAAUGAAAAUACUGAAGUUUGAGAGCAAAGAGGAACAAUGGGAAGAAUUUCCUUUUUCAUGCUGAACAUUUGCUGUGAAAUGAGCUAUUGUAUCUCUGUCCACUGCAGAAGCAGUAUUUCAAAGGUCUGACAAGUACCAUUCCAAAGGCUGCUCCUAAUUUCACCUGGAGUGGCAGCAGCCUUUCCUCUAAAUUUUUAUUGGCAAAAUAGGCAUCCUUUAUCCUUUAAUAGUAUCCCAUAUCCCGCUUAUUAAUGGUAUGUUCAGGGGAUCCUAAAUCCUUAAGCUCUUCUGAGAUGUAAUUUAGCAAAACAAUCGAACAAUGAAGACUAUGCUGUUUUUCUAUUCUAUGCUGAUGGGAACAAGUCUAAAUAGUUAAGUAUAAAUGCUAAAACAUUUAAAGCCUGAUGUUGGAAAUACACUCCCAAGACUUAUAGGUCAUUGUAGUUCGUACAUUGACUACUUGUCAUACUGUUGUAUGGCUUCAAAGGGUACAUGUGCCGCUGACUCAUUAUCUCACCUUAACUUUAUAGUCUUGUUUCAUCACUAGCAUAUUUUGGCAUGGCACCACCGUAUGUUUAAUUUACAGGGGUAAGCUUGUUAACACAUUUUGAUUUUAUACAAUCAUCUCUUUAGUAAUAGGGCCUUUAUUAACUCCUCUUUCUGCCUACAAUAUUUUCUUUGUUUAAUACUCUGUUGUCAUACCCUUUCUUUUGUCAGGUACACCAGUGUAAUGCAGUUAUGGAACAAUCCUUACCAAUAUACUGUGUGAUGCCAAGAUUUUCAGUUGACUAUAUUGGGCUGGAGUUAAAUUCCUUGUAUUUUUGAUAAUAAUUGGCAAUAAAGUUUGUGCUUGUG